UACAAACAAAUGCUGACCUGGUUCAGCAAUAUCCAAUAAUUUUUGUUUAUCUCAGUUAGAUAAAAGUUCUAUUUCUUUAAAUUAUCAAGUAGAGAAAUGGAUACAUUCUAUGAAGCUCUUAGCUUUUAUCGUAAAAGGAAAUUUGAAAAAUCUGCAUUACUAUGUACAGAACUCUUAGAUAAAAAUCCUUAUGACCAGGCUGCUUGGACAUUAAAAAUGAAAGCUUUGACAGCACAAAUUAUGGUUGAUGAUAUUGAAGCUGAGGAGGAAGGAAUAGCUGAUUCACUAUUGGAUACAGAAACUAUUGCACAAGCUGCUAGACCAGGAACAUCUUUGCGUACAGCACCAGCAGCAACAGCUGCUGGUUUGAGGCCCCGAGGGAACACAGGAAGAGCUGUUAGUGGAAUGGUGCGACCAGCUACACAAUCAGGUCUUGGAACUUCUUUAGAAAAUGCAUUAAAAACUCCCCGCACAGCAAGAUCAGCGAGACCAGUCACAACUCAUGCUGCUCGAACACUCAGGCUGGGAACAGCAUCAAUGAUGACACAACCUGAUGGUCCUUUCAUACAAGUGAGCAGGUUGAAUAUGUCAAAGUAUGCAAGCUUGGAGGGCAUUGCCAAACCUUUGUUUUUGUAUAUUUUUUAUCAUGAAAAUGAUGUAAGAAAUGCAUUGGAUUUAGCAGUAGAAGCAACUAAAGCAGCUCAGUUUAAGGACUGGUGGUGGAAGGUUGCUCUAGGAAAAUGCUAUGCUCUUUUGGGUUUAGUCCGUGAUGCUGAACAACAAUUCAGAUCUGCUCUAAAACAAGUACCAACUGUUGAUGCAUUCCUCCGUUUAAGCUCUAUUUACACUAAGUUAGACCAGCCGUUAAAUGUUUUAGAGGUUUGUACAGCAGCUUUGAAAAUUUUUCCAAAUGAAGUUACUCUUCAGACUGAAAUCGCAAGAAUAUUAGAGGCUCUUAACAACAUGCCAACCUCAGUCAAAUAUUAUCGUGAAAUAUUGUCUGAAGAAGCUAUGAAUGUUGAAGCAAUUGCAUGUAUUGCUGUCAACUACUUUUAUAGUGACCAACCAGAAGUUGCUUUGUGUUUCUACAGGAGACUGCUUCAGAUGGGCCUAUAUAAUGCUGAACUUUUUAAUAAUAUUGGGCUAUGUUGCUACUACGCACAACACUAUGACAUGGUCGUAAACUGUUUUGAAAGAGCAUUGAGUUUAGCGAUUGAUGAGGCAGCAGCGGAUGUAUGGUAUAAUAUUGCCCAUGUAGCCAUUGUAGGGUGUAGGAGACUUGAUGGUGGCAAUCCAGUGUUUGAGACUUUGUAUAUCAAUUGAUUCAAAUCAUGCUGCAGCUUAUAACAACUUAGGAGUGUUAUUGAAUAAGAAAGGACAAACACGUGAUGCUUAUGGAUAUUUUACAGCAUCCCAAAAUUUGGGUUCAUAUUUAUUUGAACCAUUUUACAAUCAUUCUUUACUGUCUAAAAAUGUAAGUAAUAUAAAACAAAUAUAAUUUUACUUAGUAUUAUUCUAUCUUAAUCUUAACAGAAAAAGUGUUGUUUUAGGCUGGCGAUCUACAGACUAGUUACAAUACAGUUCAGAAGAGUUUGAAGAUUUAUGCAAAUCACAUGCCUUCAAAAGACAUCCUGAAUUCAUUAGAAAAAUAUUUCAAAAAUAUAUAAAUUAUAAAUUAAAACAGAUACAGUUAAGUGUAAGCAACUGUUUCAAUAAUGGGCGAUCAAACUUGCACGUUUGAAGAAUUAUUUUUACAAGUUUUAUCAUGAACCGUUUUUAUUGUAUACUAGAGAUGUAUUUUGAUAUUGUAGAACUGGAAUUUGAAAAUGGUUUACAAAGCCUUAAAAUUAUUCAUAGAGAUUUAUUUGGAAAUAUUUAAAUAGCUAAUAAAUUAUUAUUUUUCAUAAUACUCUGACUGUAAAAUACCAAUCUUUAGUCCAUAUUACAUUUAUAUUAUGUGAUGUAAAUUCAAAGCAAAACAUUACAAAAAUAAAAAACAAAGU
Nezara viridula (southern green stink bug) is the source of this 2003-nucleotide messenger RNA. Lineage: Eukaryota; Metazoa; Arthropoda; Insecta; Hemiptera; Pentatomidae. The record is from the annotation of a GenBank genome assembly.